AUGGCGGGAAAUUUUAGAGAAGUUUACAACGUGACGGGUUUGUUGGAAAAAUCCGCUCAGAAAGUGUUUUUGGGUAUCGUCAUUUCCGGUUUGAUUAGCGUUAGUCUUUUACUUUCAUUUAUUGGCAUUUGCUCAGUUUACGGAUGUUGUGAUAAACAUAAAAAAGGAAGGUAUGGAGAAGAUGAUAUGGGAAAUAAUCAAGUGAAUGAAGUUGCAAUUAUUGGAUUACCAGAAGGUACUUAUGAACAAAUUGAUAUUGAUACUGAUUUUUCUGCUAUGGAUAUAUGA
Molecule: messenger RNA, 288 nt
Organism: Pediculus humanus corporis (human body louse)
Lineage: Eukaryota; Metazoa; Arthropoda; Insecta; Psocodea; Pediculidae
Exons: 2
Coding region: 1-288 (95 amino acids)
Source: RefSeq, a predicted model, not a curated record